AUGGCUGUUUCGCUGAAAUCGCGGUGCCUCGGGGCUAUCUGGGGUACCUGUGUUGCGGACGCCCUAGGGGGACCAGUCCAGUUCCAGGAACCGGGUACUUUCGAGCAGAUUAAGGAGCUCGAAUUUGUCAGUCCGUUUAGGAAGCCUGCUGGAUCCUACUCCGACGAUGGAUCCAUGACUCUCGCCCUGGCGCAGUCAAUCGUGGACACAGACGGAAAAUACAACCACGCCCUCUCAAUUAAGUAUUAUGUCCAGUGGAUCGAGACAGGUCGAUUCAGCACAACAGACAAAGCCUGGGACGUGGGCGGCUCAACGCGAAGAUCACUCAAGGUCUGGAAGCAGCAGGGUGUCGACAAUCUCCAGGGCACACAAGAGAAGGUCAACUCCCAGCUGAACAGGGACGAGUUCUCAGGGAACGGCAGCUUAAUGCGAAUCGCCCCAAUCGGCGUGGCGUUCUGGAAAGAUCCCGAGUAUGCACGCAAAGUCGCCAGAGCCCAGAGCACCAUCACACACCCAGCACUAGCCUGUCCAGAAGCCUGUGACGCGUUUACAGAGUUAAUUUGUCGCGCGAUGAGGGGACAAACCAAGGAGCAGCUCUGCACGGCGUUUUCCCGAAUGAAAUUCACGCAUCCCGCCCUGAAAAACCGUAUGGCAAAUUACGUUACCAUCAAGGAUUGGAAGGCGAAGACCGCUGGGCAUAUAACUAGUUCGGGGUGGGUGGUUCAUACCCUGGAGGUGGCCCUUUGGGGGUUCUUCAGGUAUGACAGCUGGGAGAAGGGUGCUCUGGCUGUUGUGAAUCGUGGUGGAGAUUCGGAUACGGCGGGUGCUGUUUAUGGAGCUCUCGCGGGUGUAUUUUAUGGCGUGGAUUCUAUUCCACAGAGGUGGGUUGAUGGGAUGCAGAAUGCGAAGCUGAUUUAUGAGACUGCGAGGUUGUUUAGUGAGGCUGUGAUUGCAAAUGAAAGUGGAUGA
Molecule: messenger RNA, 969 nt
Organism: Penicillium argentinense
Lineage: Eukaryota; Fungi; Ascomycota; Eurotiomycetes; Eurotiales; Aspergillaceae
Product: ADP-ribosylglycohydrolase family protein
Exons: 3
Coding region: 1-969 (322 amino acids)
Source: RefSeq, a predicted model, not a curated record